Messenger RNA from Caenorhabditis briggsae, 924 nucleotides. Gene Ontology annotation, molecular function: molecular adaptor activity. Gene Ontology annotation, biological process: signaling. NCBI's taxonomy places the organism in Eukaryota, Metazoa, Nematoda, Chromadorea, Rhabditida, Rhabditidae. Gene Ontology annotation, cellular component: glutamatergic synapse; postsynaptic specialization. The record is from RefSeq and is a predicted model, not a curated record. The transcript is spliced from 4 exons. The coding region runs from base 1 to 924 and encodes 307 amino acids.
AUGGGCAACCAUGUCUCGACACCCGGACCCAUUCGGGAUCUCAUAAGCAAAUUCGACCAGUUGGAUUUGUGUAGUGCUCAUAAGAACGAGAAGGAAGGUGUGGAGAAUAUCGAGCCACACAAGUUUAUUAUUAAUCAACAGCCGCUGUUCGACGAGAUUGAUUUGAAGAAGGACGCGAAUGGAAACGACGAGGAAAAAGAAGCCACAAAAAUUCCCAGUCUUCAAAUUUCAACAGACGCUGAAAGUGAUAGUGGAAUAUCCGGAUCGUCUCCAGCCAGCUCCAAACGAAACGUUGAAGUUCUGAAGGAUGCCAGAGAAGAUGAAGUGACGACGUCUACACCAUCGGAUGGACAUGAAUUCAGAAGUCUUCACGAUAGAAUGAAGGCAAAGUUACAGACGAAGAUGGAUGCAGCGAGCAAAGAUCUUGAGCAUGCUGAUGAUUAUCCGGAAAAGUGUGCGGAUUCGUUAAGAGCUGCUCAUGGAAAUGCACAUCUUCUAGUGCGGAAGAAGUUCUCGAAGUUGAAUGAAUUAAUCGAUAAGAACCUUAAUCCCAUUCCUGACGAUCCGAUGCCAGUGACUGUUCAAGAUUUAGAAGGAUUCUGGAUGACUAUCGAUAUGGAGUUAAAAGGAAUUUUAAAAGAAUUCACGAAAGUCGAACGGUACCGUGCUUCCAAUUGGGAUCCAAAUGCGAUAGAGGAAGAAGUAGACGCCGUUGAUACGACGAUAAAAGCUCCAAAGCCGAGACCAAUGACGGCGAAGAAGGUUGCUCCAAUUGUAUCAGAAGAGACCAAAAAGAAAUUAGCUGAGCAGAAGGCACUCGCCGAACAAAGAAGGGCGGAAAUGCGAGCCCAGAUGCGCCGAAAAAUGAAGGCUAAAGUCCAGGAUGAGCAGCCAGCAGUGUUAGGAGCAUCGGAAGAAUGCUGA